This is a messenger RNA of Closterium sp. Naga37s-1, 1548 nucleotides long. Lineage: Eukaryota; Viridiplantae; Streptophyta; Zygnematophyceae; Desmidiales; Closteriaceae. The record is from the annotation of a GenBank genome assembly.
AUGGGGAUUCAGCCGCAGUGGUUGGAAUCGUGGUGGCCUGAGAGCGUGAAUGACGUGGCAUUUGUGGUGGAGGAUGACAUGGAGGUUUCGCCGCUGUUUUAUCGAUAUUUGAAAAGGCUUCUUGGAGUGUACUACUUCAACGCGUCCAAUUUCAACCCGAGCGUGUAUGGGGUCUCCUUUCAACGGCAGUUCUUCAUUGCGGGCUUCAACAGCGGGCUCAACGUGUACGACCAUCCGGACCCCUUUCUUUACCAGCUGGUCGGCACAUGGGGACAGUUCCUCCUCCCAGCCCCCUGGAAACAAUUUCGUCUCUGGUACGACAUGCGCCGCUACAACUCCACCCGAGAACCCUCACUCGACGGGCUAAAAACCACAGUCUGGUUCAAAAAUAAGGGUAAUCGCCUCUGGACCCCCUGGAUUAUCAAGUGGGCUUAUGCCAAGGGUAUGUUCAAUCUUUACCCCUCGCCGCCCGGGAAUCUUUCGCUCUCGAUCUCGCACCGGGAGAAAGGGUCGAAUAUGCCAAAGAACCGGGGGGCCGAUGCCGCCCUCUUGACCCCCCAGAAGCUGGCUGCCGCCCUGGCUGCUGCGUCUUCUUCUGCUGCGUCUGGCUCAGCAGGAGGGGCGGCAGGGAGGGGUGCAGUUGGCGCUACAGCCGGAGGGGCGGCAGGGAGGGUUGUAGCAGGAGGGGCGGAUGUAGCAUGGGCGCGGUCGAUCAGGGCGUGGUGGGUUCGGCCUCUGCCGGUGCUCCGGAGGUUGGAGCGGCAUGAUCUAUGUUUCCGGCAGUUACGCUGGUUACCACCUGCGAAAACGCUGGAGGAGUUUCAUUCGCUGCUGAAUGCUGUUGCUCCGGAAAAAUAUGUGUCGUUGAUAGUGGUGCCUUUCGACGGUCGAGAUCUCCUCAACAACUGGCUCUGCCACAUCGACGGCUCCGGUGUCUCCAACAUCAUCCUCAUCGUUCCAUGCGCCAGGCUGGCAGCUGAGCUGGCAGCACGUGGCUAUGCUGUCUUCUACCUGCCACCUGUCACCCGUCGCAGGAUCUUGCGACACCUGGCACGGACCAAUGGUGCAGAGUCAGCAGCUGCAGGCGCUGGUGAUGGCAGUAACAGUGGCAACAGCGGUAGCAGUAGCAGUAGCAGUAGCAGUAGCAGCAGCAAUGGGGGUACGGAUGAAGGUGGAACUAGUUUCGGGGGUAUAGGCACCAUCACCAGCAUUGGCAUUGACAGCCUGUUCUGGAAGGAUGAUCCAUCCUCAGAUGGCUACACAUCCACCAGUGCAGCAGAAGAUGAGGAGGAUGGGGAGGGGGAUGGGGACAGUCUUUUUGGCCGCACGAACAGCAGCGACAGCAGUGGGGAUGGUACUGGUGACGGUUCAGGUAACCCUGUGGGUGUUACGGGCUAUGGAGGGGCGGAAGAGGAGGAGGAGGAUGAGCUCCUCGUUCCUCGUCGUGCGAUCCUCACCGUCGACCAUCGCUGCGUGGGGGCAGCUCGAAAAGUUUUGCGCGCGGACCCCGCUGCUGACCAACGUGCUUGCGGGCAGCAUGGUGGUUAA